AGCUCUCCAUCUUGAAACCUUCACCAGUCCCAUCCAUCCAUCUUCUAUACCGCUUAUCCUACAGGGUCGCGGGAAACCUGGAGCCUAUCCCAGGGAGCAUGGGGCACAAGGCAGGGUACACCCUGGACAGGGUGUCAAUCCAUCGCAGGGCACAAUCACCAGUGCGUAAAACUUGAAGGAACAGCUUUAUGUGAUUAAUAUAAAUAUGUGAUUUGCCUUGCAUCCUUGUCAGACCUGCUGUUAUAGAAAAAUCAAUCAACACCUUCUGACCAAUCAGACUCGCUGAGGUUUCAUCUUUCAUUUAUUAAUUUUACUACUAUUUAGGCUGAUAUCUUACACUUAUCAUACAUUAACUGUUUUCAGGGGUCGAGAAUACUUGAGUAAUUGUACUUUGUUACCAUUAUUAAACACUAUUUUGGAAGAUGUGUACAAGUAUGAAUCAAAUAUGAAUGAGACUGAACACUACUCUUACUAUAGUAAAUUUACAAAACAAAACAAAAAGCCCAUAGUUUUACUCCUUACUUCAUUACAUACGUUUUACUAUCUGACAUUCAAAGCACUCGUUAGAAAUCUCAAUUGCCAUGAUUUUUUUUCUAUUUUUCUUUUGCCCAGCUGCCAUGCCAAUUGGUUGUGUUCACACCUUUUAGUUGACACUUUUUACUUUUUAGAGGGUUAUUGAACUUUAACUAACCAGCCAUUCAAAUUCUAGAUUUUCCUGAGCUAGCAAAACAAAACAAAACAAAAAUAAACAAACGACCGAGCGUAUGAAUUUAAUAAAUCAAUGAAUAAACAAUUAAUGUCUGGAUUUUUUUUAAUCAGUUAAAAAAAUAUUAACUGUUUACUUUUGAAUACCUGGGUAUGUUACUUCUUUGAAUUGAUUUUAAAUUUAAUUCCGAGACUGUGCCAAACUUUUACUCGGUUUCUCUGCACGUUUUCUACCCCUGAAUAUUUUGUGGGUAUAAAUGACAUUUCUUUGUCUUGUUAAUUUUAUUGUCCUAGGGGUAUGCAAACUACUGCGCUCAUCCACACCAACGCUUUUUUUCUUUUUUUCUCUCUCUCUCUCCUACCCAGUCCAACCAGAAUCCAACUUCCGCUUUUCGCGUUCACGAGGACCGGAAGUCGUCAUCGCGUCAGCAAAUAGGGAAAUGGAGAGGAAAAGGGGCCUUAGCGAUACCUUAGCGUACUGCAGUUAUUAACGCUCAGCUGGUUUGAUUUGCUGAAUGGACGUUUUCAUGGUGGACUAAAUGCUCGUUUCCAGAAGUCAUGGAGUCCCAUGAGGAAAAGCCCAUCAUUUACACGAUGGAGAAUAAACCCAUAGUGACAUCGGAGUUACUAAAUCUGGAACAUGUCUGAUAUCUGGUCACCUGACUCCCAUCGAAACACUCCCAUCCGAUUUCCCUGUUAAUUCUGAAGUCAUUAUUAGGUGACGGUAGGUUAUAGGUUCAGUCAGAAUUCAUCAUUUUAUGUUGAAACGUCAGUGGAGUCCAGAUGAAAUAAAUUGUCUGUAUUGUCAGUCUUUGAGUGGAUAUGACUGCUUAAAAAAGGAAGAAAGAAAAGAAAAAAAAAACCUGCUGGGACACUUACAGACACCAGGUUGUCUAUAAGGACAUUCCAGCAUAAGUUAAAGACCUUAAAGCAAAAUACAGAGUCUCUAAAUACUACAGUGAUAUCGGUGGAAGCAACAGAAUCAUUUGUCCUUUCUACCACAGUGGUACUACUGGUAAAAAGGAUUUUCCAGCCUAGUGCGUUUCGAAAGGGAACGAUCUGAUCACAGGAAUCAGAUCGAUGUCAGGACUUACAUAUGUAUGAACAGACAGACAGGACACAAAAUUGAGUUAACGAUUGAAUUGGUGAUGCGUAGUAUCCUUACGUGCAUGCCGAUUAAAUGCUAUAUCACAAUAAGCUUUUAUUGCAUUUCACAGCAUUUUGAAGUUUUUUUUCCCUAAAUGUUAUCUAGUGAACAGAAUUGAAGAGUCGCUUUACUGGCGGUCGGACGAGACAUGCAAGGUGGUCUAAAAUAAGAAGUCUUAGACGACAGCUGUCCUCAUGCUGCCUUGCAAAUGGGACAGAUUUUAUCUAAUGAGCAGAAACACUGCCAGAAAAUGUGGCCUACCUAGGCAGCUGUCUUCUGAAUGAAACACAAGGCGAAUGGGUGAGAAAGAUGUACAGUACUACCAUGCAGAAACGUCAGUUCCUGUAGCAGUUGCAGUGCUGGGGACCAAAACCUCUUAACUGCUCUUUAUAGCCUGCUGGCACAGCAGCUUCCCCGGGAGCCUAUGGAGUGGAGAAGGUCUUAUGGUCGAGCACCGAAGAUGAUCCACCUAGAAGCCAACUUUGUCCAGUUUAAAGAGGAGCUGCUUCCUAAAGAGGGAAACAAGGCUCUCCUCACGUUCCCUUUCCUGCACAUUUACUGGACUGACUGCUGUGAUACGGAGACGUACAAGUCCUCAGUGAAGGAGGACAUGCAGCGGUGGCAGAGCGUGCUGAAGCUCCACGGCUCAGCCGACUGGCUCAUCGUGGUCGUGGAAAGCGAUGGCAAAAAGAAGAACAAGACCAACAUCCUGCCUCGCACCUCCAUCAUGGAUAAGAUCCGCAACGACUUCUGCAACAAGCAAAGCGACAGGUGUGUUGCACUGUCGGAUCCCCUGAAGGAGUCGUCUCGCUCUCAGGAGUCGUGGAACUCGUUCCUGACUAAGCUGCGCACUCUGCUUCUCAUGUCCUUCACUAAGAACCUGGGCCGCUUCGAGGACGACAUGCGCACGUUGCGGGAGAAACGCACCGAGCCCGGCUGGAGCUUCUGCGACUAUUUCAUGGUCCAGGAAGAGCUGGCAUUUGUGUUUGAGAUGCUACAGCAGUAUGAAGAUGCGCUGGUCCAGUAUGAUGAGUUGGAUGCCCUCUUCACCCAGUAUGUGCUUAACUUUGGCGCUGGAGAUGGUGCCAACUGGCUGGGCUCAUUUUGCCAGCCGGUACGGAAUUGGAAUGGGCUUCUCCUGCGCAGACCAAUAGAUAUGGAGAAGAGGGAGCUAAUCCAGCGCAGUGAGGCUAGCCUGCUAGACCUGCGCAGCUACCUGUUCUCUCGCCAGUGCACGCUGCUUAUCUUCCUGCAGAGGCCCUGGGAGGUCACACAGAGAGCUCUGGAGCUGCUUCACAACUGUGUCCAGGAGCUCCGUCUGCUUGAGGUGUCGGUUGUCCAGGGGGCUCUGGACUGCUGGGUCUUCCUCAGCUGUCUGGAGGUGCUGCACAGAAUCGAGGGCUGUUGUGAUCGCGCCCAGCUGGAAGCCAACUUCUCCCACACUGUGGGCCUCUGGACUUACGCUACUGAGAAGCUGAAGUCUCUAGGCUGUUUGUGCGGUUUGGUGUCGGAGAAUGGACCCAACUCGGAAGAACUGAACUGCACUGUCGACCUGCUCGCAGGCCUCGGCACAGAGAGACCAGAGACAGCCAACAGUCUUCAGAGCCCGUAUAAAAAACUUAAAGAAGCCUUAUCAUCAGUGGAAGCUUUUGAAAAACACUAUCUGGAGUUGUCCCACGCUGCUCUGGAGAUGUACAGAGCCAUUGGGAGGCUGCGGUCAGCUCGACUGGUGGGAAAGAGCCUGGCUGAGUUCUACAUGAGGAAAGGUGAUGCACAGACAGCAAAGACCUUCCUGCAGGACUCUUUGAAGUCAUACACAAUGGAAGGCUGGAGCCUGCCGCUCACACACACGCGUAAGCAAAUCGCAGAGUGUCAGAAACAGCUGCAGCAGACGGAGGACUACUUGCAGACGAGCGCUCUGCUGGCCAGCGACACUAACCUGACAGAGGAGGAGAGAAAGCACUUCUGUCAGGAGAUCCUCACCUUUGCGAACAAGGCUCCAGAGGGCAAAGACCAGCGAGUGGUCCUGAGCAUGACUGCGUUUGCUCAGCUGCGAGAGCUGCAGUUUCAGCCAGCAUCCGCCACAGUGCACGUUGGUGCAACCCUGCAGUUGGAGCUGCGUCUGUGCAGCCUGAUGCCCAUUCCCGUGCAUCUGGAGAAGCUGGCAGCCAGCGUCCAUUUUACAGGGGAGCAACCAGGCAUGCGUUGUGGCCCAGCAGGCACCCAGCGGCGCUCCGGACUCAGUCCAGACGGCACCAUCUCCUUUCCCGCUGUGAGUCCGUCUGGCGGGGCGUUGCCAGGAACAAGCAUGCCCGCUCUGGAACUUUACGAAAUACAGGACCGCAGUCCCUCCGACAACAUGCUCAACUCCACUAGCGUUGUCUGCAAGAACGCGCACAUGCUGCUGCGUGGCAACGAUGGCCCCUCCCCCUUGGACGUGCAUAGCAGUGUAGGCUCCACCUUUACUAUGGAGGAUGGAACGCAGGUUCUGAAGACCAACAAUGUGACGUUGUUGCCAGGCAACAACAGCAUCAUCUUCACGGCGCUGAGUACAAAACCAGGCACCUACACUCUGCGACAGUUGUGUGCUACAGUGGGCCGUGUGCAGUUUGUGCUGCCACACAUUUACCCCAUAGUGAAAUAUGAGGUAUACUCCCAGGAGCCUCAGCUGACCAUCGAGCCCCUCACAGAGAGCCUGCUGGCUGGGCUUCCUCAGAGGGUGAAGUUUACCAUUCUAACAGGCCACUACGAAGUUAAGAAGGGUGACGCUCUGCAGCUGAGUAACACCGACUCCAUGCCUAUCCUGCACUCCUCGUCCUGCUCUGCCCGUAUUCUCUCUGGCACUGGAGAGCUGGUGAGAGAGGCUGAUCUGUCCAUCCAGGCUUCAGAGAAGGUGACAAGCAUCUCUCUGCCUCUAACUCCACCCUACCACACACUGGAGUUCCAGCUAGAGGUGCUGUGCCAUAUCCCAUUAUCACCAGCACGUGUCGAAAGCGAGCGCCUCACCAACGGUGAGAUCCGUCACCGGCCGAAGAGCCGCACACGCUUCAACAGCGGCAUGGCUUUCAUCGACCAGAAGGUGUCCAUAGACUGUCCCUGGUCUAUAUAUUCCAUCCUCAUUUCCCUCACCUUCUAUACCCCCUUCAGAGCCAAACACGCGCUACUGUCAGCAGGGAAAAGGAAGUACAUCCAGGUGUGCCUUGAAAAUGUAUCAAACACAAACUUCCAGCUUGCCAACCAGACGCUGUCGGAGCACCAGCUCACACCUUUACUGGAGCUCCUCUCUCUCAAUGCUAAAACACACCAGGUGGUGUACAGUAAGCAGAGCGUGUACAGUCUGUGGGAGGUGAAGUGGACCACAGAGCCACUGCCAUGUCUGCAGUGCGUGUUUUCUGCCAGCUUUUCUCCUGCCGACGCUCCGAUCACGGCGCUCAAACCCUACAGCUACGAGUUCCAGUUGGAGAGAGUCUCAACACUAUACAGUGUGAAGGCAGACAUCCAGCCUGCGGUGGGGGAGCAGCACUGUCGCGCCGGCACCCUCUGUCGGCUAGAAGUAUCAGUCACCCGUCUGACAGAGCCGAGUGACACGGACGGAGAGGACGAGGAGUUAACGGAGAAUGAAGGCCUUCGCACGACCAAGCUCAUGUAUGAGGUGGUGGAUAACAGCAGUAACUGGGCUGUGUGUGGGAAGAGUUCAGGGUUAGUAUCCAUGCCUGUGGCUGCCAUGGCAACGCACAAAGUACAGAUGGAGGUCAUGCCUCUGUUUGCAGGCAAGCUGCCCUUCCCCAGCAUCAGAAUGUUCAAGUACCUGCCCCACUGCGCACAACCAACAAGCCAGCCUGACACAGACUCAUGCCUAGAGAACGACAACCUCUCUCUUCUGGAUAAGGGCCUGGAGGAGCAGGGAGACACGGCCAGUCUGCGCAGCCGGGGAAGCAUUCACUCUGUGGGCAGUAACGAGCAGCAGCAGAGGGCUCUUCCCAUGCCACGACUCGAGCCCUUCAGCCCGGGCCAAGUGUUCAACUCCAGCCAGACGCAACAGGUCCUGGUGCUCCCCAGCACAGACGACCAUGUGCUCGAGGUCAACGUCACAUGACACCCAUGUAAGGCCCCGCCCCGCCUGGUCCUGGACCGUGCGUUCUGUGACCUAAUUGGACAGGAGCUGGGGGACAAGGGGGGGCUCUGGUGUGGGGCGGUGGAGCGUCCCGAUCUCUGGACUCGAU
Messenger RNA from Ictalurus furcatus (blue catfish), 6075 nucleotides. It is a transcript of the gene trappc10, whose product is annotated as trafficking protein particle complex subunit 10. NCBI's taxonomy places the organism in Eukaryota, Metazoa, Chordata, Actinopteri, Siluriformes, Ictaluridae. The transcript is spliced from 25 exons. Bases 2277 to 5948 code for a protein of 1223 amino acids. Gene Ontology annotation, biological process: intra-Golgi vesicle-mediated transport; early endosome to Golgi transport. Gene Ontology annotation, cellular component: TRAPPII protein complex. The record is from RefSeq and is a predicted model, not a curated record.